This is a messenger RNA of Liolophura sinensis, 1454 nucleotides long. RefSeq names its product transmembrane protein 243-like. The record is from RefSeq and is a predicted model, not a curated record. Bases 522 to 914 code for a protein of 130 amino acids. Lineage: Eukaryota; Metazoa; Mollusca; Polyplacophora; Chitonida; Chitonidae. The transcript is spliced from 5 exons.
UCGGUAAUCCUUGUCCAUUUCUGCGUCCAAUAUGUUUGUCAUUUUAGUGAUAUGCUUCGCCUUGCAAGCAUGCACUAGCCAAAACAUGGCUUACACAGCUGAUCAGCCAUGUUCGAGUGUUCCAGUUUAAGAUUUGGCACUACAUCGAAACAGCGGGCUACACCUUUGACUUUUUCCAAGGAGGCCUUCAUAUUGGAUAUUGUGGGAAAUAGAGAGGUUUUGAGAAUUGCCGAGUGAUUGUACAGAAAUUUCAAAUAUGGUGUGUGAAUGACAGAUGGUGCUUGUAGGUCAUACAGAGAGACGUUUUGAUCCAGUGGACGUGUUCAAGGUGAAACAUAUCACUAAACUGACAUGCAUUGAAUAAAGAAAUGGCCAGGAUUUAAGGACAACCUCAGUAGGCUCACGGUGAGGACAGCACACUGAGAACUGGGGAGUGCAGGAAGCUCUUACCGAGGCCACAUAGAUGUACAUUGGUGUACUAGAAAUGCUUUAGUCUGAAGCCUAAGUGAGAAGGUCCCAGAAUGGCGUCAGCUAGUCCUAGUUCAAGCAGAUAUGAUGACCCAGCGCAGAAGCCACUGUUUGGCGAGCCAAAGUCCAGGGACAGGGUGGCAAAUCUUGUUGUUGGUGUUUUAACUUCAAUAGCUGUAUUGGUCACAUUGAUCAGUGCCUUCAUAUUCCCGCAGUGGCCGCCGAAUGGUGUGAAUGUGUUCUUUGCCAUUGUGAUAGUGUUUAUUUGUGGCUCUCAUUUACUGCUGAUAUUUUGGUAUCGCCAAGGUGAUUUGGAACCGAAAUUUAGAACAAUGAUAUUUUACAAUGCGUUUACAAUUGUUCUUCUGUGUGUUUGUGGAAACCUGUACAUUCAUGCAGUUGGUGGAAGUACUGGAGGGAAGGGAGGCAACUCCACUAAACCAUGACCAUACAAAGAGAGUAUUUAUGGCAUAGUUAUCAUUGUGACAGUGACAAUUGUCAUUACACAUACAAUUUAUUUGUCUUAGAACUUAAUGGGUGGUGGUUUAUAGUAAUUAAGUGUAAUAUUCCUACAGAAUGUGAAAUUGUUGAUCAUCAGCCAGUUACAUUAAUGCAUAACGGUGGGUCAGUAUUACUUGUGUAUCUACAGAUGUCAGUAUUGUACUUUUUAUAUCCUGUAUCUCUGUUAUAUCCUGACAUACUGUAGAAAUUGACCUCUUUUAAGAAUUGUUUGGCUUUUGAUGGAUUUAUAGGGAGCUUACGUGUUUGAUAUCCUUGUCACAGAAACACUGAGUCUUGCAAGUUUUUAUUCCAUGUUCAGUAACUUUGAAUAUUCCGCGUACAAGUUUAUCGUAAGUGCGAUCUUGUUAAUUGUGUUUUUUUGAAAUAGAAAUCAUAUGUAGUACAGUUCAUCUGAUGCAACAAGUGUGAGUUUUUAAGAUAACGAUGUACAGAUAUUGUCAUAGUAAUAAUGCUAUAAAUUUAAA